This is a messenger RNA of Drosophila biarmipes, 991 nucleotides long. RefSeq names its product ryncolin-2. The record is from RefSeq and is a predicted model, not a curated record. The transcript is spliced from 3 exons. NCBI's taxonomy places the organism in Eukaryota, Metazoa, Arthropoda, Insecta, Diptera, Drosophilidae. Bases 37 to 909 code for a protein of 290 amino acids.
UCAGUCGUUCCUCAUCAAUUGCUCUCUACAGUAGACAUGCAGCUCCCAAAUGUACUUAUUAUUUUAAUCAUUAAUACAGUAGCCUGUAUAAAUGCUGAUAAAGUGUGUGAAUUAUCAACGAUUUGCGGCAAUGCGGCGUCGAUACGAUCGCAAAUGAUUGCAGUGCGUGUGGAGCAGGAGCGACAAGGAGAGUUACUAGAAAGUUUAACAGAGAAAGUGGACAACUGUCUAUCUAAAAUUGGCGUAGAGACGCAUCUAUACGGAAAAAGUUGCGCCGAACCUUCAGUGCUCACCCAGCACAGUGAAAUAAAUGUGAUCGUGGUGCCGGAGUACAGUAAACACCCCUUUGUAGUGGCCUGCGAUCAGCUAAGCCAAGGUGGCGGUUGGACCAUUUUCCUACGCCGCACAGAUGGCAGUGAGGAGUUCUUCCGAGAUUGGAACGAUUACAAGAACGGUUUCGGUAGACUAGAGAAUGAGUUCUUCUUGGGCCUUGAUAAGCUGCACGCCAUAACUUCAUCGCAGACCCAAGAGCUGUUGGUUAUACUCGAGGACAAUGAGGGAGAACGGCGAUACCAGAUGUACGAUAACUUCAAAAUAGGUUCAGAGCAGGACGGCUUCAACCUGGAAUCUCUGGGUAAUACUUCUGGAAAUGCCGGCGAUGCUUUGGCCACCCAUUUGGGCCAGAAGUUCACCACCAAAGACCGCGACAAUGACAAACAUGGGACUGCAAACUGUGCCACAACCUACAGUAGUGCCUGGUGGUACAAUGCCUGUCAUCACAGCAAUCUAGCUGGCAAGUAUGGCGAUAACGCCCAUGGAAAGGGCAUCAACUGGUAUCAGUGGAAGGGGCAUACUUAUUCGCUAAAACGUGCGCAAAUGAUGAUAAGACCCAAGAGGCAUUGCCAUUAAAAUAUGUUUUUUAGUAUUAUUUGUAUAAAAAAAAGCAAAGUCUUUGUUAUAAAAUGUUUGAAUAAAUUAUACUGAUUCUGAA